Fomitiporia mediterranea MF3/22 is the source of this 666-nucleotide messenger RNA. RefSeq lists its product as uncharacterized. The coding region runs from base 1 to 666 and encodes 221 amino acids. Gene Ontology annotation, biological process: transmembrane transport. Lineage: Eukaryota; Fungi; Basidiomycota; Agaricomycetes; Hymenochaetales; Hymenochaetaceae. Gene Ontology annotation, molecular function: ATP binding; ATP hydrolysis activity; ATPase-coupled transmembrane transporter activity. The transcript has 5 exons. The record is from RefSeq and is a predicted model, not a curated record.
AUGCUUGUACUUGCUCAAUGGCACUGCCCUGCUAUGGCUGGGUCCAACAGCUCUUCCAUCCCCACCCUGGAGGCACACAUUCGUGAAUUCAACCCGGAUUCUUGGCAUAACCUAAUUGGUGUCGACCCCCAAGAUCCCGUCCUCUUCACAGGGACGAUCGCAUCCAACAUUGCGUUCGGGAACUCAGAUGCAACUAGAGAACAGAUUGAAGAAGCAACUCGGCAGGCGAAUUGUGAAUUCGUAUGGGGGAUGCCAAAAGGAUCUGAUACCGAAAUUGGGAGACUAAGCCUGAGUGGCGGACAACGUCAACGCCUUGCGAUUGCGCGCACACUCUUGAAGAAGCCGGCGAUACUGGCUAUGGACGAGGCGACGAGCUCGUUAGACGCGACGUCUGAAUAUCGGGUCAACGACGCGAUUGACAAGAUCCUGAGCUCGAGACAAACGACAUGUAUGAUUGUUGCGCACCGGAUAUCGACCAUUGCGCGUGCAGAGAGGAUUGUUGUACUUGAAGGUUUCCGCGCCUUGAUGGCCGCACAACUCGAUACAACAACGGCAGAUAUCCUUGUUUUAUUAAAUUCUCGAGAAUCCGAACGCAGUACAAUUGUCGACAAGAACGAAGCACUAGGAGAGCCUGAAGGUUCGAUUGCAUGCAUAACUGUGUCUUAA